Brienomyrus brachyistius is the source of this 9905-nucleotide messenger RNA. RefSeq names its product neural-cadherin-like. The record is from RefSeq and is a predicted model, not a curated record. The transcript is spliced from 33 exons. Gene Ontology annotation, biological process: homophilic cell-cell adhesion. Bases 206 to 8848 code for a protein of 2880 amino acids. NCBI's taxonomy places the organism in Eukaryota, Metazoa, Chordata, Actinopteri, Osteoglossiformes, Mormyridae. Gene Ontology annotation, cellular component: plasma membrane; catenin complex. Gene Ontology annotation, molecular function: cadherin binding; calcium ion binding.
CGGUGCAUCUCGCUUCUUCAGAGAUGCAUGAGCAGAUCGACCCUCACAGUGCGAUCGGGCUGCGCAGAGGAGCAGGUGUAUCGCGGGGACCGGCGAGCUCAGCGUGAUCCGUACAUGCCGACGGGAUUAACGCACAGUUCCGUACUGGUGAUUUAUCAGAAAACUAAGUCUUGGUCCGUAGUCGGUGGUGCACCCUCGAAGAGCCAUGAUUUGGACUGCUUUAAUACUGUGUUUCGUAACUUUGACUUUUGGGAAUAAAACAGACGUGCGGCUGCCUUUCUUCCACGGGCAUGUUUUUGAGAACUGUCCACCAGGAUCCAAGGUAAAUGGAAUUAGCAUCCCAUUCAGACGGAUAGAUGCGCAGAAAUGGUGUGUGGCGGCAGGUAGGCACGUAAAACUCCUGGGGCAAAGCAGCGACCACUUCCACGUCUUUGCUCAUCACAAGAGCGGACAUUUCUUGCUGAGAACCGCAGAAAUGCUGGACAGGGAAGAACAAUCCGAAUACAUCAUUGGGCUCGGUUUAUGCUGCCAAAGUUGCGAUGGCGCUCACCUUGUGGUAGCCGAAGUCGCGUCCCUGAAAAUCGACAUACUGGACACGAACGACCACCAGCCCACAUUCCCCUAUUCCGACGUGAAGAUAACUUUGGAUGAUGCCACAGCCCUCAGAUCUGUUGUGUUCAAGGCGGCAGCCCAUGACAUAGACAGUGGCAAAAAUGCGGAAUUGAUUUACUUCACACUUCCAAAAAAUAACAGUUUCUAUGCGGUGCCAAAAACCGGUGAUAUUAUUUUGGUGGAUUCCAUACUGGGAUUUGCCAGCCCGAUAAACUUCGAGGUGUUUGCCAGAGACCGCGGUUGGCCCUGCCGCACAAGUAAGAGUCUGAAGAUCGAGAUAAUUCCUGGGCUCUGGGCAGCGGUGCAGCCGUCCGGCACCGGCGCGUCCGCCCGCGGAAUCUCACGGAGGUCCCGCUCCCUCCUGGUGUCCGAUAGCUCCCUGGUUAUUAACGUGUCCGAAGAUGCCGGUAUUGGAUCAGUUGUAAUGAAUCUUAUGCCGGUGAAAUUUCAAACGGCUAGUUUUGAACUGAUGAACCCAAGUUCCGAGACCAGUCCGGUCAUGGUGAGUCGCGACAGCGGGGAUGUCGUUAUUGCCCGGCGACUGGACAGAGAGACGGAGCCGGUCAUAGACAUGAUUGUUAAAAUACAAGAUAAGCAAGGUCCAGACUGGUAUUUGGUGCAUGUUGAGGUAAUGGUCACAGACGUAAAUGACAAUGCACCCGAAUGGAGCAUGACGCCGACCCCUUACCUGGCUGUGGUUUCUCCGGACGCCCCUCCUGGCACGCUGGUCUACAAGCUGCACGCACGCGACGACGACGAGGGCAACAACGGGGAAGUGGAGUACUUCCUGUCUGAUGGGGGCGACGGCCGCUUUGAGGUAGACAGGAGGAGUGGCCAGGUGAGGACGACGGGCCUGCCGCUGCAGAAGGACAGGGAGUACCUGCUGACCGUGGUGGCAGCUGACAAGCUGGGCAUCCGUGGCUUGGCUGCCCUGCUGUCUGUGAUUGCGGGACCCAGAGCGCCACAGUUCACCAACUCCUCCUACUCUGUCUCCAUCGCUGAGAACACCGCCGAGGGCCAGCCGUUCAUCACGGUAUCGGCUACGUCCUUCCAGCAACAGAAGCUCAGCUACAGCCUUCUCAUCAACCCCAGCAGCCUCUUCUCCAUCAGACCGGACACGGGCGAAAUCAGCUUGACCCGCACCGUUGACUAUGAGAGUGACCAGCAUCGCUACCUGCUGCUGGUGCGAGCCAGCGAGAGUCAGGACAGCCUGAGCAGCGCCGCUGAGGUACAGGUGCUGAUACUGGAUGAGAAUGACUGCGUCCCAGAAUUCCUGCAAUCCAUUUACAGCAAAGACAGCGUUCCGGAGACGGUAACUACGGCAACCUCGCUGCUUCAAGUGUCGGCCAGUGACUGUGACUCUGACCUGAAUGCGAAGCUGACCUACCACAGCUUGAGCCCCGACUUCACAGUCUCUGCCCACGGCACCAUCUUCCCAGCCCGCCCCCUGGACUACGAGCGGCCCAACCACCUCUAUGAGUUCAUCGUGAUGGCCGUGGACAAGGGGGAGGUGGCGCGCACGGGGACGGCCACUGUCCGCAUCCGCAUGUCCAACAUCAAUGAUGAAGCGCCCGAGUUCUCUCAGCCCAUCUAUAGGACCUUCGUCUCUGAAGAUGCUGGACCCAACACGUUAGUCGCCACUGUGCUGGCCAAGGACCCAGAUGGUGAUGGGAUCACAUACAAAAUCACAGCAGGCAAUGAAGAGGGCAAUUUUGUCAUUGACAGCCAGAAAGGGCUGAUCCGUCUUCGCUCCAGCCCACCCCCAAAACUCCGGGGUGUGGAGUACAUCCUCAAUGUCACUGCGACGGAUGACAACGCCUCCGGCGGGCCACACCCUCUCUACACCACUACACAGGUCAUUGUGGGUGUAGAUGAUGUCAACAACAACAAGCCCGUAUUUGAAAAGUGCCUGCAGUACAAGGAGCGGACGUCUGUACUGGAGAACCAGCCAGUGGGAACCUUUGUCUUGCAGGUUCACGCAGUGGACGCAGAUGAAGGCACAAAUGGGAAGGUUACGUAUGGGUUUAUGCACAAGGAUAGCACUGUUCCUGCGUUCAGCAUCCACCCAGAGACAGGUGUGAUUGUGACAGCCAGGGAGUUUGACCGCGAGCGGCAGAGAGAGUACGCUGUCACGGUGACAGCCACUGAUAAGGCAGCCGAGCCUCUCAUCGGGAUUUGCCAGCUCAACAUUCUAAUCCUGGAUGAGAACGACAACAGUCCCAAGUUCGAGAACCUGCGCUAUGAGUACUUCCUGCGUGAAGACACCAUGAUAGGAACCAGCUUCCUCCGUGUGGCAGCGCAUGACGAUGACUAUGGCACCAAUGCUGCCAUCACCUAUUCAAUGUCCGCCGAGCAACCGGAGUACCUGCAGGUGAACCCAGUCACAGGAUGGGUGUACGUCAACCAGCCCAUAUCGCAGAGGACCUACAUUACUCGUCAGAUCAUUGCAAAAGAUGGGGGGAACCGCAGCAGCAUGGUGGAGCUAGCUGUUACCAUCACCAACGUGAAGAACCAGCCUCCCCAGUGGGAAGAAAACAGCUACAAUGUAGUCAUCCCAGAGAAUACCAUGAGGGACACAACUGUUGUGACCAUCAAAGCUGUGUCAGCCUUGGGUGAUCCCAGGGUGACCUAUAACUUGGAGGACGGCAUGGUACCAGAGACCAACAUGCCAGUGCGCUUUUACCUGACUCCCAACCGUGAGGAUGGAUCGGCCUCCAUUCUGGUGGCUGAGCCUUUGGACUACGAGACCACGCGUCACUUUACCCUGAGGGUCCGUGCCCAGAACGUGGCCCCUGUCCCCCUGGCAGCUUUCUGCACAGUCUAUAUCAAUAUCACUGAUGUCAACGACAACGUACCUUUCUUCACCUCCUCCAUCUAUGAAGCAACAGUGACGGAGGGGGCCGAAGUUGGGACGUUUGUUCUCCAGGUGUCUGCUAAUGACCUAGACCUUGGUCUCAAUGGGAAGAUCUCCUAUUCGCUGCUGAGUGACCGGAGUGGGGACCACCGACUCUUCCACAUUGACCCAGAGUUGGGAGCCGUCUACACUGAGGCCGUGUUUGACCGGGAGAUGAAGGGGUCAUAUCUGCUGGAGGUGAAGUCAGAGGAUGGGUGGGAGUCAGCCCGCCCAGGAAGACACGGGCAGCCCAACUCUGAUACAGCAUAUGUGCGCAUUUUCAUCAGUGAUGUGAAUGACAACAAGCCCGUCUUUGCUCAGAAUGUCUAUGAAGUGGAUGUGGACGAGGACGCGGACGUGGGCUUUGCUGUUGUCACGGUUAGCGCCAAUGAUGAGGAUGAAGGAGCCAAUGCCAAGCUACGGUAUCAGAUCACUUCAGGCAACACAGGGGGAAUCUUUGACAUGGAGCCUGAGGUGGGGACCAUCUUCAUCACCCAGCCACUUGACUAUGAACGUGUGAAGAAGUACAAGCUGCUGCUCCUCGCCUCGGACGGGAAAUGGGAGGAUUACGCCACCGUCAAUGUCAACGUCAUCAACAAGAACGAUGAGGCGCCGGUCUUCUCUGUGAAUGAGUACUACGGCAGUGUGACAGAAGAACUCGAUGGUUCUCCCGUCUUCGUGCUUCAGGUAACUGCAACUGACCCAGACAAAGACGCUGCCCAAGAAGCCCUCAGGUACUCACUGCAUGGUCAGGGCGCAGAGAAUGAAUUUAUCAUUGAUGGGGUGACAGGCAAAAUCUAUGCCCAGAAGACUCUGAAUCGGGAGGAGCGGGCCGUCUGGCGUUUCGUGGUGCUGGCUACAGAUGAAGGCGGUGAGGGUCUGACCGGCUUCACGGACGUCAUUAUUAAUGUGUGGGACAUCAAUGAUAAUGCGCCCAUCUUCACCUGCAUGCCGGAGAGCUGCCAUGGCCAUGUACCAGAAAACUCCCCUCCUGGAUCCUCCAUCAUGGACAUGGCUGCCACUGACAUGGACGACAGCACCGUGGGACAGAACGCCAUACUGACCUACAAGAUCGUGGGAAACGUGCGAAACAGCGCAAACAUAAACUUGUUUGACAUCAACUCAAACACUGGCGCUCUCUUUGUGGCACAGGGCAGCCUCGAUCGAGAGAAGGUCGAUAAGUACCUGCUGGUGGUGGAGGCUAAAGACGGGGGAGGGAUGGUGGGCACAGCCACUGCUACCAUAUGGGUGACCGAUGUCAAUGACCACGCCCCCAGGUUCCUCGAGAGCUCCUGUGCUGCCCGGGUCUCUGAAAAUAGUGAGGUAAAUUCGGCAGUCCUGGAGGUGCUGGCCAUAGAUGAAGACACAGGGGAGAAUGCCCAACUAACGUUUAGCAUUGUGGGUGGGGAUCCGGAACAAAAGUUCUACAUUGUUAGUCACCGGCAGGAGCAACGUGGGACACUAAGGCUAAAGAAAAAGUUGGACUAUGAAAAGUCAAACGAGCAGAGGUUCAACCUUACCCUCAAGGUGGAGGACUUGGACUUCUACAGCCAAAUCCAUUGCAUUGUGGAUGUUGAUGAUCAUAAUGACCAUGCCCCUGUUUUUGUCCCCCAUUUCUAUUUGCUGGAACCAUUACCUGAAGAUGUGCCUGUUGGCACCAGCAUUGUCAAGGUCACGGCCACCGACUCAGACUCUGGUCCAAACCAGGAGAUAAUCUAUAGCAUUCUGCCAGAUUCUGAUCCGUAUGAUCAGUUUUCAAUAGACCAGACUGGAACUGUCACUGUUGUCCGCCUACUGGACAGAGAAACUGUGGAGCAACAUUUCUUAAUCAUCUUAGGAAUAGACCAAGGAAAUCCACCGCAGACAGGCAGUGCAACAGUUCAGGUGGAUCUGCUAGAUGUCAACGAUAAUGGCCCAGAGUUUGAAGUAGAGUACAUGCCAGUGGUGUGGGAGAAUACACACGCUCCCCAGGUUGUGCAGAUGAAUCAGACGUCAAUGCUGCUAUAUGUGAUAGAUAGAGACUCCUUUGAAAAUGGCCCUCCAUUCUCCUUUUCGCUUCCCCUGGAGUACCGAGACAUCGGGGACUUCUUCCUACAAGACAAUGGCAACAAUACAGCCACAAUCACAGCACUUCAUAUGUUUGACCGUGAGAAGCAGAAGGAGUUCUAUCUGCCCAUCAUAAUGAAGGACAGUGGCCGACCUUGUAAAACCGUUACCAGCACGCUCACCAUCGCAAUCGGAGACAAAAAUGAUCAUCCGCACCUGCCUGGGGAGAAGGAGAUCUACACCCAUAGUAACAGAGGAAAGAUGCCAACCACAGUUUUGGGCAAAGUUUAUACCCUGGACCCGGAUGAUUGGGAUAACAAGACAUAUGCCUUUGAGGGACUCGUCCCCCGUUUUUUCAUGCUGAACAAGAGGACGGGGUUUCUUAUGAUGAAGGAGAGCGCCCCCACUGGCAGCUACCAAUUCAGGGUGCAUGUGUCAGACGGCGUUUGGCCAGACGUCAUGUCCACUGUGCAUGUGCACGUGAAGGACCUGUCGGAUGAGGCCAUCCACAAUUCCGCCUCGCUGCGCUUAGCAGAUAUCACAGCAAAAGAAUUUAUCGAACGCCCGGUGAACAUGAGGAGCCGAUACGAGUUGUUUCGGGACUUUCUGUCUGAAAUGCUACCCGCCAGUCCGGACAAGAUAGACAUCUUCAGCCUGAUGGACGUGCCGGGGCAUUCACUGGAUAUCCACUUUUCUGUGAUCGGCGCCCCCUAUGUGAAGCCAGAGAGGUUGCACGGGUAUCUUUCUGCUCACAAGCAGAAGCUGCAGUCCUUCCUCCAGGUUAACGUCACACGCGUGCAUGUGGACCCGUGCGCGGAUGCAGCCUGCGAACAGAGUGGCGGCUGCUCCAGUCGCCUGGAAGUGGGCGACGCCCCCACUGUAGUGGAUUCCGGGCGUGUGGCGCUGGUUUCACUGACUGUGGUGGCCGCCAUGACAUGUGGCUGCGCCGGACGCGAGGAGACGCAUAAGACGUGCAGCUCUUACCAGCAGAACCCCUGUUACAAUGGAGGCGUGUGCGUUGACAGCCAGAGUGGCUACAGGUGCCGGUGCCCUUCGCAGUUUGAGGGCCCUGAGUGCCAGCAGACCAGGCGCAGUUUCCAUGGCGACGGGUAUGCUUGGUUUCCUCCCAUAAUGCCGUGCUUUGAGAGCCACGUCUCCCUGGAUUUCAUCACUGAGGUUGCAGAUGGCCUGCUACUCUACAGCGGGCCAGUGGCCCAGUUACAGCCAUGGGAACCGGAGGACUUCGUGGCAAUAGAGAUCGUUGAUGGAGUUCCCACUCUGAAGAUUAACCACGGCUCUGGCACGCUGGUGUUGCGGUUGCCUGGCAACGUCAACACAGCAGACAGACGGUGGCACCGGUUGGAUAUGAGGAGUAAUGGCAAAGAGAUACGCUUCACUCUGGACCGAUGCUCCUCUGCUGUUGUCAUGGAAAUGGAGGGUAUUGGGAGCUGGAUCACCACCAGGGAACAUUCUUGUGAAGUUACUGGAGUUACACCCAACCGAGACAGAUACCUGAAUAUGACCCAGGUUUUGCAGCUGGGAGGCAUCAAUGAAAACCUGCCAUACGUCUACCCUCAGUUACAGCACAAACACUUCUCCGGCUGCAUCCGGAAUCUUGUUGUGGACAGCAAGUUCUAUGAUCUAGGCUCUCCUGCAGACUCCCUCAACAGCUCCCCCGGCUGUCAGGUGACGGAUGGGCACUGUGUGAACAGGGGCGGCCCCUCCUGUGGACCCCGAGGGAGGUGUCUAGGAGAUUGGGGCUCCUUCACCUGCCAGUGUCCACCUGGCUACUAUGGGCACCAGUGCCAGCGGGAGGUUCCAGAAUAUUCCUUUGAUGGCCGGAGUCAUGCCCACUUGCGUACGACGUCCCUGUUCCCGGCUCGUCAAACUCACGUACAAAUUCUACUGCGAACCAGGGCUCACGGCGGCAUCAUAGUCAGCCUGGUGUCUGAGGAAAGGACUGAAUACCUAAGACUGGAGGUCUUCCAGGGUUCCUUGGCCGUCUUCUACAACCUUGGAGAUGGGGACUACAGCCUGGUGUUGCCUGCCUGCCGCUUGGACAAUGGGGAGUGGCAUGAGGUCCAGCUGGAGCGCUACGACAACGAGCUGACCCUGAGGCUAAAUGGGGGAGGAGGGAGAAGAGAGGUCACAGCCUCUCCUGGGAGGAGCCGGGAGAUCGUCAUCGAUCCUGCUGCAGUGAUGAUUGGAAGCUCCUUUCUCAUCACCAACCGAAGCUUCCAAGGAUGUAUGCGAGACCUAAGGCUGAACCAUCAAUACAUAUCUCUGGAUGGUCAGAACAAGGAGGUGGCUUCUCUGCUCAGCUCUGAGGGGGUGUCCGUGGGCUGCUUUUCUGACUCCUGCCGGAGUAACCAGUGCAACCCCCCCUUUACCUGUGUUGAUCUCUGGAGGGUUCAUGAAUGUAGGUGCCCCCCGAGUCACAUGGUGAAGGAGAAUGCCACAGGGAAGUUCUGCGUGUACACCCUGUGUGCCAGCCAGCCGUGCCACCGCGGUACCUGUGUGGUACAGUCGCCCCUGCGCUUCACCUGCCGCUGUCCUGAGGGCUACCGGGGCCAGCACUGUGAGGUCACGCUGGCCGCCUACCGCGAUGACUUGGGCCUCAGCUUCAGCUCCAUGUUUGCCAUCUGCAUUUGCUUCAUGGCACUCCUGGUGCUUUUGCUUGGAGUUUUCCUGUGGACACGCUGGAAGAUCUACAAAGGAAUGAAGGAUGGUGUGUACCAGGUAUCUGCUCACCACGAUGGCUGGGAGGACAUCCGUGAAAAUGUGCUCAACUACGAUGAAGAGGGUGGAGGGGAGGAGGAUCAGAAUGCCUAUGACAUGGUAGAACUACAGAAAUCCCUGCAGCCUAGCCCCGCCCAGUCUGUCCAGUAUAGCCAAUCACGAGUGGCCCAUUUCCACCCUGCUACAGAACAGGACACGACCCUCACUGUAGGCUGUGCCACUACUUUACGCCUGGAUGUCCCACCCAUCCGGACUCAGGAGCAGGUCCAAAGUCGACCUUUGAUCCUAGCCCGCAAAGGCCUCUCCUUCUCCAGCCAGGACUUGGCACGGUACCUGUGUGAUGUCAUCAGGGACGCAGACCAGCAUAUUGACAUGGCACCCUUUGACUCGCUGAGGGUGUUCUCCACAGAGGGUGGGGGCUCUCCUGCUGGCUCCCUCAGCUCAUUCAGCUCAGCCGGCCUUGAGGAGGACAGGGGCCAACAAAGUCUGAAAGACUGGGGGCCCCGUUUCGAGAAACUCAGAGCACUAUAUGAAAGGUCCGAGUCCAGUGACCUUUAAAGGUGCACUCUAUCUUCUGCGGCAAGACACAAAAAACUUGGAGAGGAUGUUACAGGAAGGAGGAAGAUGUUGCAAAAAAGUAAAGGACAUAAAAGGAAAAUAUGCUAUACCUGAAGGAAAAGGACGUACUCCUUUGAAAUGGAAAAAGGGCGUUAUUUAUACUGAGUUCAGAUGGUGAACAAUGAACGUGGAAUUUAAGAAGCUGAGCACAGGGUUCUGUCAUGACAGACGGAUCAGCAUGUUUUGGCUGCGAUAUGUUUUAUUUGACAAUCCAGGGAGGGUUUGCCCCCUUAACUCCUGGUUUGUGACCCCUUGUGUGUUUUUCUUGUCCUCUUGCAGAGACUGGAGGUGCUGGUCGCGUUUUGUUUUUUCAAAGAUGACCAUUUCCUUUUUAAAAUUAUUUCUUAAAUAUUGAACAUCCACUGUGGAGUUUGUGAAACAUGCUGAAGAGGAGGUGAAUCUUGGACAACAAUGUGCAGUACAGCAUCAUUUUGAAGUGACUGUGUCAGCCCAGUGUUUGAGAUCAUAAGGAUCAGUGAAUGAAACGAUUUUUAUACUGGGACAUCACUGGUAACCAGGUGAAUGGACUACAGUGUAGGGACACAUGGACACAUAUAUGAAGAUGGUUUGUGUUUAAUAAAAAGGCACAGGAGUCAUUCCUUAAAAAAUGGAAUUCAUAGACUUAUUUUUUUAUAUUAACUGUGAAUGGGUCUGUUGAAUUUUGAUAUAUAGUUUUUAUCUUUGUUUUUAAAACUCACUAUUUUCAAAGGAAACCGAUAUUCCUGUUUUGAACACCAUUGCAUAGUCUGUGUGUAAUGUGCUUGUGAAGGUAUUUAUAUAUCAGACAUUUGCACAGUAAGGCAUUGUUGCAAAAAAUUGUUUAUUGCCCAGAAACAUUGAACUGAGCUGCAUUUCUUGUAAGGCUCAAUGAACUAUCAUUGUUUGGUGAAUAGCAAAGUGCUGAGAAGCUGUAUUUAAUAUGCAGGAUAGUAUUUUGAUCAUUUUUAUAUAUUGCAGAAAUGUUGGGCUAUGUUGAUAAAGACUGUGCUGAAAGGAA